CAGGAGGUUUGCCCAUGUGGAUGUUGCAAACUGUCAACAUUGCCUUGCCAACAUUUUCAAGAGGAGAAGACGCCUCUUUGCCGAUAAACUCAUUUUGCCUGACUUUCGUGGAAACUUAACCUCCUACACUAAUCAACAUGAAGGUUGUCGGAUCUACCUGCGCCCUCAAGAGCAAGGUCGGCAGCGAGGACAUGGUGCGCUGCCUGUCUGAACAGAGCUUGACCAUCUCCAAGUGCAAGAUCCCGCUGCUGGAUGAGCAAAUGACCGUCUUUCUACAGGACAUGAACAGCUGCUACAGUAAGCUGAAGGAGCUCGUGCCCACCUUGCCCACCAACAAAAAGGCCAGCAAGGUUGAGAUCUUGCAGCACGUCAUUGACUACAUCUGGGACCUGCAGGUCGAGUUGGACGAGCCGGAGAAGAGUCGUCAGCUCUCCACGGGCAACGUCGCUCGCACGCCGCUUACCACUCUGAACGCAGAGCUGGCCAGCAUUGCAGUCGAGGUAAAUAUUCUGUCUAACAUUCUACAGCUGAUAUCUCUGAAUAUUGUGGUGUGCUUUGAGACUGAUAAUGCUUAAGCUGUCAUCGUUUAUAAUCACGCGUAAAAGCUUCUAAGUCCGUGCGUAAAAGCUUCUUUACGCACCAGUUUGUAUCUUUCUGCUAUGUCAUGCGACAAUUCACUAAUCUUCCCCCUUUUCUCUCCCUACAGAACGGAUGUUCAGACGACAGAAUCAUGUGCCGCUAAAGGCUCACGGAGAGUCGCAUCGUCACCCACAGCGAUCUACGCGAAGAACGAACAAGGCUACCUGAUGUGUGAGCCUCUCACCACGUCAAUGAAAAUACCUUGAACUGAGUAGGGACGUUUCAAACUCCCACUUCUUAAAAUUAAAUGUGUGGAUAAUCCUCACGCGGCGAGGACACACCACACGGGGCUCUCCAUUCAUCAGAGGGCCGUGAAAGAAGAUGACCGGUGGCGUCCAGACAUAGACUGGGUUAGCCGGGGGGACCAAGACAAGUUCAGUUGCAACUUGCAUAGCUUGUUGCUUGUAGAGUUUUAAAAGAAAGCUAAUUUCUGUUACGCUCUUUGUAUCUUGUGUAAACCAUAUAGAGAAUUCAACGUUUUGUAAAAAAAAAAAGUAAAUUUCUCAGAUUCCUGAGCGACAAACUGUAUUGUAUAUUACAAUGCCACAUUAUGUGAAGAGAUUGUUUUCUUACAAUGUACCUUAUUGGUGUUUUUAUUAAAACAAGACAAUUAUUUUUCAACAAGA
Molecule: messenger RNA, 1265 nt
Organism: Xyrichtys novacula (pearly razorfish)
Lineage: Eukaryota; Metazoa; Chordata; Actinopteri; Labriformes; Labridae
Source: the annotation of a GenBank genome assembly